Messenger RNA from Temnothorax curvispinosus, 7522 nucleotides. RefSeq names its product tyrosine-protein kinase Src64B (gene Src64B). The record is from RefSeq and is a predicted model, not a curated record. Gene Ontology annotation, molecular function: signaling receptor binding; ATP binding; non-membrane spanning protein tyrosine kinase activity. NCBI's taxonomy places the organism in Eukaryota, Metazoa, Arthropoda, Insecta, Hymenoptera, Formicidae. The transcript has 7 exons. Gene Ontology annotation, biological process: cell surface receptor protein tyrosine kinase signaling pathway; innate immune response; cell differentiation. Gene Ontology annotation, cellular component: extrinsic component of cytoplasmic side of plasma membrane. Bases 592 to 2217 code for a protein of 541 amino acids.
GUCGCGAGCGGCGCGAGCGCAGGCGAAGUGGGUCUUCUCUCUCUUCCCCUCCGAUAAUGAACGGCGCGCGAUAGCUGUCACUGUCAGUCCGCGUUCCGUGGGUGCAUCUCGUCGAGCGUCGUGUGCGCGCGCGAUGCGCCGUGUGGCCGCCGGUUUCGCGCUCGCGGAAGAGACGUGCCGUACAACAGCGAGCGAUCGCUAGCUCCUCCUCCCCCCUCGCCCCGGAUCGUGUCCCCGCGCGUAGAGAAAUCGUCGUGUCCUGGACGCCGGAACGCGCCGUUCGCCGUGGAUUACCCGAGGGGUGGCAGGAGCGUGGUGGCGAGACGCAGGAGACACGCGGUGGAGGAGCACCGGAGCAGCGAGGAUAACGCGACGAGCGGGAGCGGCGAGUCCGAUAAUCCGGCGAUGGGCGGACGGACGAGAGGACUCUGAGAGUUUGUAGCGAUAUAUACACCUCGUCGCCGCCGGCACGAUCUCCGGCCGUCCGGCCGAGUUUUCAACGAGACGAUGGAGGCUUGCCCCGCGAAUGUGUCCAGGAUAGAGGGUGCGUAGGACUCGCGCAGAGAGUAGACCAGGAACGAGAGAUCCAGCAUGGGGAAGUGUUGCAGCAAACGGCAAGAGUCUCAACCGAUCGGCUAUAAGAAAGCAGACACGGGACUCAGCUCAAAGCACAGCAAUGGAGGUUCCUUGGACCGAUACACCGCCGACCCAAAUCAGAGAGGCGUGCAAGCUCGGGCGGAUAUUAUCCGACCGAGGCCGACACCCUGUAAGCUACAGAUACCGCAUCAGCAACCCCGUAAAACGAAUCCGCCUGUUAAGUCUGCAUCGCAUUCACAGAGAUCCAACAAGAUCGUGGUGGCACUGUACAAUUACACGGCGCGAGAAAGCACCGACGUUAGUUUCAUGAAAGGCGACCGAAUGGAGGUCCUCGACGACUCCGAGCCGGACUGGUGGAGAGUGCUGCACUUAACGACUCUGCAGGAAGGCCUGAUCCCUUGGAACUUCGUGGCUGUCGAGCGGUCGGUCGAGAGCGAAGAUUGGUUCUUCGAGAAUGUGUCGCGCAAGGAGGCGGGCAAGCUGCUGCUGGUCGACGAGAAUCCCCGCGGUACGUUCUUGGUGAGGCCGAGCGAGCACAAUCCCCGGGGUUACAGCUUGUCGGUCAAGGAUUGGGAGGAAGGAAGGGGCCAUCAUGUGAAACACUACAAGAUUAAACCGCUCGACAAUGGCGGCUUCUUUAUCGCCACCAACCAAACGUUCUCCAGCUUACCGGCUCUGGUUAUGGCAUACAGCAAAAACGCGCUGGGUCUCUGUCACGUGCUUUCGAAGCCCUGCCCAAAACCGCAACCGGACAUGUGGGAUCUCGGGCCUGAGUUGCGCGACAAGUGGGAGAUCAACAGGAACGAGAUACAACUGAUCUCGGAACUUGGUAACGGCAAUUUCGGCAAAGUUUAUUACGGCAAGUGGCGAAAUAAAAUCGAGGUGGCGGUGAAGACGCUGCGUCCAGGGACCAUGUCGACCGAGGCGUUUCUGCAGGAGGCAGCCAUAAUGAAGCAAUUCCGACACAGGCAUCUGGUCGCGUUAUACGCGGUCUGCUCGAAAGAGGAGCCCAUCUACAUUGUUCAAGAAUACAUGUGUAACGGCAGCCUGUUGGACUUUCUCCGAAAGGGAGACGGCAAGUACAUGCAGUUCGAGGAUUUGAUCUAUAUUGCGGCCCAAGUGGCCUCCGGUAUGGAAUACCUCGAGAGCAAACAGCUCAUACACAGAGAUCUCGCAGCGAGGAACGUGCUGAUCGGCGAGAAGAACAAAGCGAAGAUCUGCGACUUCGGUCUCGCUAGGGUGAUCGAGGACGACGAGUACUGUCCGAAGCAGGGCAGUAGAUUCCCCGUCAAGUGGACCGCGCCGGAGGCCAUCGUCUAUGCCAGGUUCAGUAUCAAGAGCGACGUCUGGUCCUACGGAAUUCUGUUGAUGGAGCUCUUCACUUACGGACAAGUUCCUUAUCCUGGUAUGCACGGCCGUGAAGUGAUCGAGCAAGUGGACAAGGGCUACCGUAUGCCGAAACCAUUGAACCAUCCGCUGCCCGACAGUAUCUACCGAUUGAUGCUGCAGUGCUGGGACGCCAGUCCCGAGAAGCGGCCCACGUUCGAGUUCCUGAAUCACUAUUUCGAGUCGUUCAACGUCACUAGCGAAAUACCGUAUCUCGAGCCGCCGACGGACUGAUAUACAGCCCAUCAAUAUAUACAAAAUCAUCAUCUGCCGCCGCACGGUCACUUUCACCCAGCCCACAUCAAUUGUGCCAUGGAAUUUUAUGGUAUUUACUGCUAAGUAAACCAUUUAGCAUGUAUCACGCUACCCUCAUCGGAACCUUCGCGGACUGGGUGCAUCGUCCUCAUGGAGAGAAAACACUUUUAGUGAGAGAACACAUACGCGUCCUCGCGAUACUCCGCAUUGCUGUCGCGGGUGGCAUUUUUUCGACUGCGAAAUUUUUCUAUAGAUUUUAGCGACCAAUCUUCACCAGAAACAGUGCCGCGAAUUUAUCGAACUAUCACUGUCAAAUGCUGCCGAAAAUUUCAUCCUCUCUCUCUCUCUCUCGUCUCUUUUUUCUCCUCUCUCCCUUACCUUGUCCUUAUAUGUCCUUCUAUGUCCUUUAGUGUUAAGCACUAAAAACGUUAAACGGAUUGGAAGUUGAGUGUGCCAUGGUGUUUUGUAAGUACCGUUCGCAGGAACGAAUUGACAAGAUUCUAAUCUUCAUGACCAAUCAGGCGUUAACCGUAAUAUUUAGAAUCGGAAACGAGAAACGACUGCAAUCUUAAGGCUCGUAGUAGCACCGGCGAGUCGUUUUGCCUGCCCGUAAAAUUCGCGAUCACUUAAGCGCAUUUUCGUACUUUUGACGAUGAGGAACUACAAUAAAGAUGCUAGCAAUGUCAGUAAAUUUAGACACAAAUCACGGUAUUAGAGAGUAACGUGAUGUAAGUUUGGAAGUAAAAGUUCGGAAUUAUAGAUUAUACAAUAUAAUCGUAUAUUAGUAUGUUAGCAUACGAUUACGAGAUAUAUAUAUAUAUAUAUAGAAUGAAAAAGAGAGAAAGUGAAGGAGUGUAUGCGUAUGCGUGUUCGCGCGUAUUGUGAAUUUGUGACUUUGUCACACAAGAGCAUGUUGUAUUUAUAUUUUAUUGAUCUCGGAUCACGGUUACAUCCGAAUUUUCCUAAAGUCCAGUUUUUGGAUACUGUAGUCCUCGGAACAAAUUUUCGUACGAACUGUUUGUAGCGAAACGCUAUCAUGAACGCAUGACUUUUCAAACGGGGACGUAUGUAAAAUGUAAAAUUAAAUGUAAAGGACGUCUAUAUAGAUUUCUCGCGUUAAUUUGUCCGCUAAGAGGAACUCGGGAAGAGAAUUCUCAUUUGGAACGGUUAUUGCGCACAAGUCGAAGCUUAUUUUCGAGACGAUAUUAAACGUUCGACGGUUUAUUCCUCCUAAGUGUUAAGAAUCGUGUAUACGUGCGCUUUCCUGUUAUUGCUAAGCAAUAAUUUCAUUUCGGUUGUAAAACGCACGCAAAUAGGCAAUGAGAUUCAUCCACUUGGACUAAGAAAAAAAUCUUCAGUCGAGAGUUUUAUGUCAUGGGAGUGAGUUCGGUAGUAACUUGUUAACUUAUUCUCCGAGAAUGAUCCUCGAUGACAAAAAAACUCGAGUGUGUACACAGCCAAACGUGUCUGCCAAAAACAGAUCUGAUUGUAUUUACGAUGGUAUCCGCUUUCGAUCUUCUUUUUUAUAGUUCUUUUUUAACGCAGCGUACCGAUGCAUUUAAUAUUAUCGGCGUUUUCACGUACGUAAGUUGUUUCAAAUAGCAUGUCCAAACUUGAUUUAAGUAUCCUGCGAAAGUGCAGCGAAUACCUCGCACAAUGCGUUGUUUUUAUUUCAACAGUCGCUAUAUAGUGUAAUUGAAUUACGAUGUUCUUUUGCGAAGUACCGUUGGUCUUGUUGAAGAGAGAAAAAAGAAGGGUAUAAAAAAUUAUGAUAGACGAGAGAGGCGAGAAAGUUACUAAUAUCCGGAUAAGUGCGAAUGCGUUUGAGUGCGUUUGAGAGAAAAAAAAGAAAGGAAAGAGAAAAAUAUCCCGAAGCCCGUGUUCGCGAUGUAAGCCGACGCGGUGGGCUUCGCGUCGGGAUAAAUCGGAAAUGCAUUUUCGGAUAAACUUAAGUCAUCGAUGUUACUCGUACAAAGUGUCUGAAAAAUUGUAAAUUUUCUACUUAAAGAGGAAAGGAAGGAAAUACAAACGACAGAGAUUAGAAUAGGGAUUACUUAGACGAUAAGCGUGACAGUCUCGUUGGCGGAUCGGCGACUUUGCUCUCCUCGCGGUGCUCGAAAAAGGUGUUCUAGCGAGAAUCGCCUCCGACACCCCAGGAUUCAUCGUCCCUGCGAGGCCACGUUACGCGCGCGAGACCCGAGAUUGAGUCGAUUGCACCGACGUCGAUUAAAGCCAGCUCUGGUGUUAACGUCAUUGUCUUUCUGAAUUAUUUCUUAAUUCUAAUCAACCAACGAUUAACGUUUUAGAAGAGAUAAAGAUGUAGAAGUAUAUGAAAUAGACUGUUAAUUAGUAUUGUAACAGAGAGAUGCCGAGAAGAUAUUUUACUGUUGGAUGCAAUAUCAAACACCGUCUGUGUCAAGAAAGUGCACGGUGGGCGAAUAAAGCCUUAAUGUAAAAAAAAACCUUAAUUAGUACUGCCAUUUUUGCUUCUCGAGCUACAUUGUAGGCAGAUUGGCUAGACCUAUAAUCUGAAAAGGACAGCGAAUAAUUAACUGGAAUUACUCAACCAUGAUUGUUGAUGCAAUCAGCUGAGUCAGGCAAUCUGUGUUGAUUGCAUCACAGUCGGUUGACAGUGAUGAUUAAUUUUUCCCUUUAGCUACAUUAUGGUUGAAAUAACGGCACAAAAGAAACGUUUAAUUACUAAUUAAAGUGAGAGCCUACUAAUUAAAGUGGCCAAAGAUGAUACAAAAAGUAAAUGUUAUGAAAUCCUAUAUCUAAGACGUUCUGCUUCAAGUUUGUUCGUUGUAAAUGUGUUAAUCGAUUUCCCCUUUCCUAUCUCUUUCUACAUCGUAGCAGAAAUUGAUUUGCAAAGAAAAAAAAAUUACCCAGAGCCGGCUAGCGAAACUGUGGGUGCGAUCGAUCUUGAACGUUUACAUUUUACUGUGUCACGAUAAACGCGAUGAGCCAUUACGAUACGAUAGAUAUUAGUGAUUAAAGUGAAAACAAAAUGUGAGUGCGUUGCGCGCAUGCGGGCGUAGAAAAUUGUUACAUCCGUGUCAGCGUGAUCCUCUUUUCAUGUGUAUUUUACUGCGACUAAACGAGAGAGCAAUAACGCGGUAAACCCAUAUAUACACAGCGAUUAUUAUGCGGUUAAGUUAAAAUGUUGCUGCAAUAUCAAUCUCAUAUCCUCACGUAGGAGAUCGUAACAGAAGAAGAAGCGAUUUCGAGUACUAGACAUCUUAUUUAAAGGAAUAAGAAAUAGAAAAUUAAUGAACAUAACAUAUCAAUGACUGUCGUUAUACAAUCUAAACGACAGUCAUUAAUAUGGCAAUUAACUAUCUGUUAUCAGCAAUGCAUAUAUUAUUGUGGAAGUGUCGGAAUAAUCAUGAUGUGGCCGAAGAAGUCUAAACGACACGAAUGUCUAACAAAUAAGUCAAAAAGACAUCGACGUUUUCCAGACGCCUCUUUUUUGUGAAGAAAUUAUAACAAUUUGUAAAAUAUUGUCUGGCUCAUUUGCAAUUAUAAUACACAAAUGUCUGGAAGACGUUUUAACGUCUUUUCAACGUUAUAUGUCUUUGUGACGUCUCUCGGACUCCCACGUUGUUUGGAUAGACUUUGAUAUCGCGGCAGUCCUUAUUUUAUGAAGAUCCUAGUAUCCGUAAGAGAAAUCCUCACCGCGAUGUUUACAUGGUACGUAGCAUAUUUCCAAUAAAAAUUAUAGCGACAUCGCAUGGAAGAGUGCGCGUGAAAAGGCGUUCACGUUUACGUUAGCGUUAGAGAGUAGGUGUAUUACGUCCAGUACAUUUUUUCUAUGAGCGUUUUAUACCGAUGAUAAACUUGUUUUCUCAUGAUAGACGAUUACUUGGAAAUUUCGCUGAUGAUGAUGAUGAUAAUCAUGAUCGCUACCGUAGGUCGUAGAUUAAAAAGAAAGAAAAAAAGACGUAGGGGUUUGAACUGAUGCGAGCUCAACAGGAACGAUCUAAGCGACAGAAACAUCCGGACAACAUCAGGAGAAUGUCUGAAAGGCGUUCGCUGGAUAAUUGAAAAGUUAAACCGCCUUUCGGAUGUAUUUCGGAUGAUGUCUUGCGGAUUUUCAUGUUGAAAGGAGAGCAAUGAUUUCGAGGCGAUGCGAAGCGUUUGCGUUAUAUGGUAUAUAUAUUCGCGUAGACUGUUUCAUUCGGAUCACAUUUGGACCAUGUAUUUACAAAUUAUUAUAGUGAAAGGCAUCGUGGCCUUUUUCCACUGGAUAUAGAGACUGAUAUUGUUUAAAUGAAGCCCGCGUGCUGUCGGGAAUCUUACGUCCGAUCGUUCGCAAAAUAUCUAAAUGAAAUGGCUUGUUUUGUUCUAAAUCCGAUAGUAGCUGUAUACUUUAUCGAUCGCGUAUAAUUGUAUAUAAUAAGAUUUUGAUUGAUUGAGCGCAGCAGCAUGAGGAUUGAAAUUUUUUACGAAUAUAUACAUACGAGAAUGUUUUAUAUUCUCUAAAUAUCGGAUGCCGUAAAUUUCACUAACUUGCAAAUGAGCAUUUCUUUCAAAUCUUUGGUGUGAUCAUUUUGUAAUUAAUUCUCGUACGAUUGAUAAUGACGUAAUUGUGCGUCACGGGAUUUACUGGGAAACACCUCGGACGUAUUGUUCCCGCGUCCUUUAUUUGCAAAUGACGAGGUUUAAAUUAUACGGUGACCUAAGAAAGGGCGAGAAAUCAGCGAGUAUACGCAUAUAUUGUACUUAAUGAAAAAUUAUGCUCUCCAUUAAUCGUGGAUUUCGCGACGCCUUCUUCGGAGACAGUGUACUCCUAUUCGUGGCCCCCGUUCAAAUGAAAUUUUCGGUAAAUCUGUGAUAUAGGGACAGACCACUUUCUCUAUCUAUCUCUCUCCCUCUCUUUCACGCGUUUUGAUACAAAAAAGAUCGACAUUGUCAUCUCGCGGCGACCACGAGAGCACCGCGCCGCCAAAGGAGGACGAUGAUUAUCCACGAUUAUCGUAUUAAUAUAAUCGUUUGCAGAACAGAGUCGUCUCACGUGAUGCGCACACCAAAAAUAAUUUUUCUCGUACGCCCGGCUUUCUUACGUUCGAGUUUUCUUCACGUCGUGAAGUCACACGUUUCAUCACCGCGCGUCGACGUGCAUUUUUCAUUCGUAUUGUACCUAAAGCGAAAACGAUCAAUACACUGUUGUCAUUGUUUAUAUACCAAAGCUUAUUAUCAUUAAGUAACUUAACGAUUACUUUGUGUUAUUAUUAUAUUAAUUGUCGUAAGCCUAUGCAGAUAAAUAUAUUAUGUAUCAUAUUAA